AGAGAGAGAGAGAGAGCGCUGAGGAAAGAAAAAAAAAAAGGCAAGACUUGGCACAGCUCAGUCAAAUCAGCUUCUUUUGUCUGCUUUCUCGGCUUGAGCUUGAGGAAAAGGAAAGAAACCGUCCUGGGGCACCGAAAAACCCAGAACUUUUUGGUUUUCAAACUUAGAAGGCUUUUUAAGUCUCUUGGGCUAUUUAAAAAGUGGUGGUACAUACAAUGCCGGUCAGUCAUCAGUAUUAAGGGAAAAUAAGAGGCUUUUCAAAUGAAGCUUCCACAUUGUCCACACAUUUGGGAAAUGUUGCAUUUGGUUUUUGCAGGUAUGAUUAUAUUGUGAGGGAGACAGGAUUAAUUUAGAAGAUGGGAAGGCAAAUUUCCAAAUUAAAGGGAGAAUCUUAAUUUUCGACAAAAAAGUUUGCUCAUCAGCCCAAACCUGCUUUCAAAUCAAAUCAGGCAUCCUUCGGAAUGUAUUCAGAACGUAAGUUUUCAGAUCUUCUUUUCUUUUCUUUUUUGCCCGUUAAAAGAAAUUAACUUUUUCAAGGAGCAUCUCCAAGAUUUCAUACAACUCAGCCAAGAACAAUUAGUGACAACACUGAAGACCAGAAAGGCAAGCUGAAGACACCCAGACUACGCCUGAAGGGCAAACCAGAAAUGCAAACAUCAUGUCAAUGGAAAUAGGACUGUCGAACCUUUCCCAGAGGGAACACAGAUGGCUCUGUUUGGAAUGGGGUGUUUCUGGGGAGCAGAGCGGAAAUUUUGGAACUUGAAUGGAGUAUAUUCUACUCAGGUUGGCUAUGCUGGAGGCUACACUUCGAACCCAACUUAUAAAGAGGUCUGCUCAGAGAAAACUGGCCAUGCAGAAACUGUCCGAAUUGUGUACCAGCCAGAAUACAUCAGUUUUGAGAAUCUGCUCAAGGUCUUCUGGGAGAAUCAUGACCCGACACAAGGCAUGCGUCAAGGCAAUGACUUUGGUAGCCGAUACCGUUCUGCUAUCUUCCCAACCACUCCGGAACAGGUAGAAGCAGCUCUUAAGUCUAAAGAGGCUUACCAAGAGGUCCUUACAGAAAGUGGAUAUGGUGCAAUUACAACCGAAAUCCGAGAGGGUCAAGAUUUCUAUUAUGCUGAAGAUUACCAUCAACAAUACUUAAGCAAGAAUCCCAAUGGAUACUGUGGGCUGGGAGGCACAGGAGUUUCUUGUCCCAUUGGAAUACAAAAUAAUUAAUGCCCAUAUGAUGGCAUUGAGCUUGCAUUUGCGAUGGCACUGCUGUAGGGUAAUUGACCAGAGGCAUAGCUUUUCAAGUCCUGACUCCAUAAAGGGUUUCUAAACCAAUGAAAUGCAAUGACACCUUGAUAAGAUAUGAAUAUCUCACAUUUGAAUGGCAGUUGAUUUUAUGUGAUUAUUGGAACUACACCUUCUGCUAUGGGAUGGUAAUUAAAGUGAUUAAACCUAAAAUGUAAGCAGUUUCUGGCUUCUGAGAGAAGGGAGGAAUGCAAGCAAGAGGGUGAUAGGAAGUUAUUUCUGGUGGGAAAAUCUUUACUACUGCCCUGGCCAUUCUUCCUUUCCUGUGCCAUCAGAUUUGUAACCAUUCGUGGCCUUUAAUGACAUGUUUACAGAAAUAUUUCUCUGUACUGAAUACAAAUGGGCAGUUCCACAAGAAUAGAGCCAAUGGAGCUUUUUGUGCUUGUUGCAGGCUUCCUCGUGGCCAUAGAAAGAUCCAAGUUUGCUUUAUAGAUUAUGAUGCUUUGCUUAUAGCAAUGAGAAUGGUAGCAAAUGCAUAAUCCAAUAAAAGUUUAUGUUCUGAAUAAAA
Molecule: messenger RNA, 1804 nt
Organism: Dromiciops gliroides (monito del monte)
Lineage: Eukaryota; Metazoa; Chordata; Mammalia; Microbiotheria; Microbiotheriidae
Gene: MSRA
Product: methionine sulfoxide reductase A
Exons: 7
Coding region: 706-1218 (170 amino acids)
Biological process (GO): cellular response to oxidative stress
Cellular component (GO): cytoplasm
Molecular function (GO): peptide-methionine (S)-S-oxide reductase activity
Source: RefSeq, a predicted model, not a curated record